AUCAACACCAAAUACAUAAAUAUAUAGCUUCAUUAUUUGUGUGAGGAAAUCAAAGAAUGUGGAGGCUAAAGAUUGGUGAUGAGGGUGGGAAAGAACACCAUCACUUGUUCAGCACCAACAACUUUGUGGGUAGGCAGAUAUGGGUUUAUGACCCUGAAGCAGGCACUCUUGCUGAGAGAGCCGAGGUCGAAGCUGCUCGCGACAACUUCUAUAGAAACCGGUACCAUGUCAAGCCCAACAGCGAUCUCCUCUGGCGAAUGCAGUUUGUAAGGGAAAAGGAUUUCAAGCAAACGACGCCGCCGGUGAAGGUUGAGGAUGGUGAAGAAAUCACACAUGAAAAGGCCACAGCUGCGUUGAGAAGGUCUGUAAGAUUCUUCGGAGCCUUGCAGGCAAGUGAUGGACAUUGGCCUGCAGAGAAUGCUGGUCCACUGUUCUUCCUUCCUCCCUUGGUAAUGUGUAUGUACAUUACAGGACAUCUUGAGGAAGUAUUUCCUGGAGAAUAUCGCAAAGAAAUUCUUCGCUAUAUAUAUAACCAUCAGAAUGAAGAUGGUGGAUGGGGAUUUCACAUAGAAGGUCCAAGCAUAAUGUUUUGUACAGCUUUAAGCUAUAUCUGUAUGCGUGUGCUCGGAGAAGGAUCGGACGGUGGUCGGAACAAUUCUUGUGCUAGAGCACGAAAAUGGAUUCGCGAUCGCGGUGGUGUAACCUACAUACCCUCCUGGGGAAAAACUUGGCUUUCGAUAUUUGGAUUGUAUGAUUGGUCUGGAAGCAACCCGAUGCCCCCGGAGUUUUGGAUGAUUCCAUCCUUUUUGCCUAUUCAUCCAGCAAACAUGUGGUGCUAUUGUAGGAUGGUUUAUAUGCCAAUGUCAUAUCUAUACGGAAAGAGAUUUGUUGGUCCAAUUACACCUCUCAUUCUACAACUUAGAGAGGAACUCCACACUCAACCCUACACUCAAAUCAACUGGAGAGAAGUUCGUCAUUUGUGUGCAAAGGAAGAUUUGUACUAUCCACGUCCUCUGAUACAAGAUUUGACUUGGGAUAGUCUCUAUUUAUUUACUGAGCCUUUUCUGACACGUUGGCCCCUCAACAAGUUAGUCAGAAAGCAAGCUCUUCAACUAGCAAUGAAGCACAUUCACUAUGAAGAUGAGAACAGUCGAUAUAUCACUAUAGGCUGUGUACAGAAGGUACUAUGUAUGCUUGCUUGUUGGGUUGAGGAUCCAAAUGGAGACUAUUUUAACAAGCAUCUUGCCCGGAUAGCAGACUACUUAUGGGUUGCUGAAGAUGGGAUGAAAAUGCAGAGUUUUGGAAGUCAAGAGUGGGAUGCUGGUUUUGCAAUUCAAGCUUUGAUUGCAAGUAAUCUCACCGAUGAAAUUGGACCUGUUCUUGCAAGAGGACAUGACUUUAUCAAGAAAUCCCAGGUGAAGGACAAUCCAUCUGGUGACUUCAAGAGCAUGUUAAGACAUAUUUCUAAAGGAUCUUGGACUUUCUCUGACCAAGACCAUGGAUGGCAAGUCUCUGAUUGCACUGCUGAGGGUUUGAUGUGUUGUCUGCUUCUCUCAGAGAUGCCACCAGAUAUUGUUGGGGAGAAAAUGGAACCUGAAAGAUUAUACAAUUCUGUUGAAGUACUGCUUUCUCUUCAGAGUAAAACUGGAGGUGUAGCAGCUUGGGAGCCUGCUCUUGCUCAAGAAUGGUUGGAACUGUUGAAUCCAACAGAGUUUUUUGAAGACGUUGUCAUUGAGCGCGAAUUUCCCGAGUGUACUGGAUCGGCCAUCCAGGCGUUGGUUUUGUUCGGGAAAUUAUAUCCCGAACACAAAAGUAAAGAGAUCAAAGAAUUCAUAGCAAAUGCAGUACGAUUCCUCGAGAAAACACAAUUGCCUGAUGGUUCCUGGUACGGGAAUUGGGGCAUUUGCUUCACCUAUGGCACAUGGUUUGUGCUCCGAGGUCUUGCAGCUGCUGGCAAGACUUACAACAACUGUAUUACUGUGCGUAAAGCCGUUAAUUUUCUUCUUCAAACACAGAGAGAAGAUGGAGGUUGGGGAGAGAGCUAUCGUUCAUGUCCGGAGAAGAGAUAUAUUCCUCUCGAGGGAGAUCGAUCGAAUUUAGUGCAGACAGCUUGGGCUGUGAUGGGUUUAAUCAAUGCUGGUCAGGCUCAAAGAGACCCAGCUCCGAUUCAUCGUGCUGCAAAACUAAUCAUCAAUUCUCAAUUGGACGAUGGUGAUUUUCCUCAGCAGGAAAUCACUGGUGCAUUCCAAAAGAACUGCAUGUUACAUUAUGCAGCAUAUAGGAAUUAUUUCCCACUGUGGGCAUUGGCAGAGUAUCGGAAUCGAGUCCUCUUAACUUCCAAAAGCUUGUAAAUUAUGUUUUCCAACAUCCCAAGUUUGAUCUUAUAUGGUGAACUGGUUCUUGCUGGAGGAGUUGAAACUUGAAGAAGAAUCAUAUACAAAA
Messenger RNA from Tripterygium wilfordii, 2442 nucleotides. Its product is annotated as beta-amyrin synthase-like. The record is from RefSeq and is a predicted model, not a curated record. Gene Ontology annotation, biological process: triterpenoid biosynthetic process. The coding region runs from base 57 to 2351 and encodes 764 amino acids. The transcript is spliced from 16 exons. Gene Ontology annotation, cellular component: lipid droplet. NCBI's taxonomy places the organism in Eukaryota, Viridiplantae, Streptophyta, Magnoliopsida, Celastrales, Celastraceae. Gene Ontology annotation, molecular function: beta-amyrin synthase activity.